Molecule: messenger RNA, 671 nt
Organism: Diprion similis
Lineage: Eukaryota; Metazoa; Arthropoda; Insecta; Hymenoptera; Diprionidae
Exons: 2
Coding region: 18-494 (158 amino acids)
Source: RefSeq, a predicted model, not a curated record
UGUAGAACUCCGGAAACAUGGCGUCUGCUAGGCUGCGCAAAUUUGCUGGAGCAAUUUUCUCCGAAUAUAAUUUAUUAACGCGAAGAAAACUAGCAAUACCGAUAGGCGGGAGAACCGUGGCCAACAUCUCUAAGAAAUCAGGGAAUGACAAAAAUGAGGAAGAGAUUGAGGGGCCGAAGCAGUUCACCACUAGUAAGGCUGCUUCUUGGAGGGCUGUGCAAUCAAGAUCAGGAAGACUACCGGAUGAUGAGGAACCUUGGUAUCAGGAUUACGUUGUGAUUGGGAGCACAGCUGCGGUUCUUAUAUAUUUUGGCAUUCUAAGGGAAGAAAACGAUAUUGAUAGAAUAUUCGAUUUAACGCUCUACGAUCACAUAGAGGGUCUGGAAGAAGUUCAAUUAAGAGUUGCCCUGGAGUUUAAUCGGGAACGUAAUCUUGACACAAAACCUAUAGAGGCGAGAUUGAGGGAAAUCGAAGAACAAAAAAUGAACCAAUAGUUUCUACAUUAACUAUUUUCAUUUAAUCUUAUGUUUUGAUUGUAUGUCUGAAAAUUGAGUUCCACACUACCUGUUAGUAUAAAUAACCGAGUGCUUUCGUGGCUUAGAAAUUGCUUGGAAAUAUUUCAAUAGCUUGUAAAUAAUUAAAUAUAUAGUAAAGAAUAAUAAAUAACGAAA